GGCUCCAAAACCCUUGCAUAGAUUUCUACGAUAGAUUUAUCAGUUACAAUUAAACGAUUUUAUUCCAAAACGGGUACUCUCGUUUUAAAUGGUAUAUUUCAAAGGUUAUGAAAUAUUCAUGUUAUUUUUGAUUAACCGAGGGCAUAUCAUAUUGCAGAAUCUCUUAAAAUCUGAGAGUCUUGUUUAAAAUGCAAACAGCGUACGUAGUAUGCGAGAUAACGUAAUGGAGGUUUCUGACAGCUCGAAAGUGCUAUGCAUUCGCCUGGCUUUAUUUUCAAUCUAUGUUUUGGCUGGAGCUGCCGUUUUUCAAGCAAUUGAAAGCCAAGAACAACUUCGAGAAAUGAAACGCUAUCGAGACACGAGGAUGGAAAUUUUGCAGAAAUACAACAUCACUGCAAUCGACGCCGACCGUUGGUUGGAAACUUUUCCUUCGACUUCAUUCGGAAGAGAGGAUUUUCUGGAAUGGGAUUUUAGCAAUUCUUUUCUUUUCGCGAUGGUAGUGAUAACUACAAUAGGUUACGGGAACAUUGUACCUAAGACAGUGCAAGGUCGUCUAUUUUGUGUCGUCUAUGCUCUAUUCGGAAUCCCUGGGACGUGUUUAACCCUCAAAGCCGUCGGGGACAAGAUCGCGGAAAUAUUCACAAGACUCGUUACAACCUUUGAGCAACGUCUUCUGAAACGACCACACUCUCGACACGUUGAGCUUAAAGUAGCGUUUGUGACAAUUUUUUUAACUGUAGUUCUCUUGUUGCCGCUGAUGUCUCUUGUAGUGAAAGUAAGGCACCAGGAAUGGACUUACAUCAGUAGUUUUUAUUUCACAUUUAUCACGCUGAGUACGAUUGGAUUCGGAGAUCUUUUGCCGCAGUUUGACAAAGACGCGGACUACAUCCUUGUGCUCUUGGCGUUUGUGGGUCUUGCGUUCGUCUCUAGCAUUUUCUGCUCAAUGAAUACAGUUCUUGAGCAGUAUGGGGUGAGUGUGCGCAUGGUACGGUCUUUGCGCGAUAAACGUGCAGACGGGGAAGAGUUCAUCGCGGACGAAGGCGCAGACUUAGACAACAAGGAUAAAUCCACGUGCGAUUCAAAUGGCUUACAAGAUGGUGCCGUAAUUGAGAAGGAGACGCAUGUUCUUCAAACCAAUAAUACGGAGAACGAAGAAAAUGGCGAGCUGGAAUUAAAACCGCUUUCUAAUCGAAACAGUUUGAUUAUAGACGAGGAGGGCAAAAUGGCAAAUCGCCGAAAACGAGGAAGCAGCGUCAGUCUAGGAAUAUUCCAAUGCUAAGUGCAAAUAUCAACUUAAUAGAAAAUGUAGUAAUAUAUAAAAAUAAAUUCUCACGUGGUAAAGCUAUAGUGUAGUUUCACGUUCUUGAAUAUUUUAUCGACCCUGCAGAAAAAAUGUUCUACUAAAACACACAUUGAUUAGAUGAUACAUUACAAUAUUUCAGCUAUUUGGGCCCAAUUGGUAAGGUUUCCUCAGGCAGACAAUUGCUUUUAAACGUGCAGCUACCGUCUUAAGGUCAUCUCCAAAUAACAAUUCAGAAAAUAACUAUUUGUGCAUAAUUAAGGAGAGGACAAUUUAAGAAUAUAUUACGUCUCGAACCCGUUACGCUUCGUGAUCAAAGUCGAGGAGCUAGGCAUGGUGACGCUUUGCUGAAGCAAAAUAUUUCUUCAAAGGUAGAGCAAGAUAUUGUACUCUCUUCAAGUUGGAGUAAAGGUAUUGUAAAAGUGUCCUUUAAAGGGAUGAAAAUCUCGCUUGUGUUUCCAAAAAAAUUCACGCAGGAGGCUUAAGCAGUAUCGAAAGUAUAUAAAUUGUAUAUAUUUUUUUCACAGCAUAGCUUGAAGUUUAAUAGAGUCGAUGAAGUAACACUUGUGUUAAAUAUCCUCAUGACGAAAAAUCUGUUAUGCUCGAUGUCGGUGUAUGUCAUUUUUACGCGGC
Messenger RNA from Stylophora pistillata, 1933 nucleotides. Its product is annotated as potassium channel, subfamily K, member 16. The record is from RefSeq and is a predicted model, not a curated record. Gene Ontology annotation, cellular component: plasma membrane. Gene Ontology annotation, biological process: stabilization of membrane potential; potassium ion transmembrane transport. Gene Ontology annotation, molecular function: potassium ion leak channel activity; outward rectifier potassium channel activity. Lineage: Eukaryota; Metazoa; Cnidaria; Anthozoa; Scleractinia; Pocilloporidae.